Molecule: messenger RNA, 777 nt
Organism: Bathycoccus prasinos
Lineage: Eukaryota; Viridiplantae; Chlorophyta; Mamiellophyceae; Mamiellales; Bathycoccaceae
Exons: 1
Coding region: 1-777 (258 amino acids)
Source: RefSeq, a predicted model, not a curated record
AUGCGCGCAGAGGAGGGCACCAAUCCUGGUGCUGCUGCUGCUGCUGCUGUUGCGAAUACGAAUGCGAAGAACACGAAUGACGCUUUGCAUUUGGACGAGAUCGUGAAGCGGGACGGCUACUUGGAACGCAUCGUUCUCGAGGAUGAGAAGACGAAGACGAAAGCGAGACGAGUUUUGAAGUGCUCGAUAACCGGGCACGCGUUCACGCUUCCGUCAGAGGAGGAGGAAAAGGAGGAGGACAAAGUAGCCUCCGUUAUAAACGUCCUGGAAAGUUUCUUGAACGGGAAAAAGCGGAAACGCUUACGAGAGAAGAAAGAAGAGGAAGCGAAACUGACCGAAGAGUACGCGCCGGCGCUCGUCCAAUCGAAACAUCUUCCGGAGAAGUUUUUCUGCCGAGUGACGGGGAAAUACGUCCCUAAGAUUGAGAAGCUCGUGGUGGAGCAUUGCUCGGGGAAGCGGUUUACGGUCGGUGAGGCGAAAGUGGUCGGGAAGAAACAGACGCUGUUGGAGGAAGGAGAUCCGCGGGAGGAGGAAGAGGCGAAAGAGAAGAGGAAAGAGGAGAAUCGACGGGUGGCGGAGAAGCUGAGAGAAAUGCGAUUGAAAGAGUGGGAGGAGAGACAAGCGAGGAGGAAAAUAGCCAUGCAAGAGGAAGGCGAGGAGAGCAUGGAGGAAGAAGAGGAAGAGGAGGAAGAAGAGGAGGAAGAAGAGGAAGAGGAGGAAUCCGAAGAAGAAGAAAUAGAAGAAGCGCCGAGAGAGAAGAAGCGAGCAAAGAGAUGA